Molecule: messenger RNA, 636 nt
Organism: Racocetra persica
Lineage: Eukaryota; Fungi; Glomeromycota; Glomeromycetes; Diversisporales; Gigasporaceae
Source: the annotation of a GenBank genome assembly
AUGCCUCAACCUCGUUUUUUUACCGGUAUUCAAGCCAGCGGCACCCUUACUUUAGGGCAUUAUUUAGGGGUAAUUCGUCAUAUUUUAGAAAUACAAGAGGAAUAUGAGAUCAUUAUCAUGAUCUGUGAUUUACAUGCCUUAACCAUCCCCAAGCCCAACUUUAACUAUCGGGAAAUCGGUCAUGAAAUCGCUUCUUUAUUAUACGCUUGUGAUCUAAAAGAGGAAAAUUGUAAAAUAUUCAUUCAAUCGGAGAUAAAAGAGCAUGUUGAACUGGCUUAUUUGCUUUCUCCACAUAUUACUGUUAGUGCUUUAUCUAAUAUGAUUCAAUAUAAAGAGAAAAAAAAAGAGAAAGAAUCUGGCAAUUUGGCGUUGUUGUCUUAUCCGGUUUUAAUGGCGGCAGAUAUUUUUCUCUACGAUGCGGACUUGGUUAUUGUCGGCCAGGACCAAACCCAACAUCUCGAAUUAGCCACUAAUAUCGCCCAGAAAUUCAAUAAUUUUUACAACAAAAAUCUGCUAAAAAUUCCGCAAUUUACUAUACCUCAUUUGGGGGCUAAAAUAAUGGGUCUAAAAAACCCGCAAAAAAAAAUGUCAAAAAGCGAGAAUGAUUUUCUGGCCUUAUUAGACAACCCGCAAGUC